This is a messenger RNA of Aegilops tauschii subsp. strangulata, 588 nucleotides long. The record is from RefSeq and is a predicted model, not a curated record. NCBI's taxonomy places the organism in Eukaryota, Viridiplantae, Streptophyta, Magnoliopsida, Poales, Poaceae.
AUGGUUGAAGAUGCCAAAAUUGCUAGGGUGAAUGACAAUCUUGAAAGUUCUUUCACUAUCCACCAUCUGACAGAAGAGAAGAACAAGCUGGAUGCCAACUAUGACAAGCUAGUCCAAGAUGCGCAUGAGCUGAUGAAUUUCCAGGAAGAUAAGGUGGUGGAUUUCAGACAUCUGCAGUCUGCCAUUACAUAUCAGCAGGAGGUAAGAAAAGAACUGAUUGAUGAUAUGAAGGCACAGAUGGCAAGUGAGAUGGCAAAGAAAGAUGAAGAGACCCAGAAACUUACUCUGAAGUAUGAGCUGCUGCUCAACCUGACAAGAGCUCAAGCAACAGUCAUUCAGAACUUGAAGUUGAACAAAAUGAAAGAGAAGCAAGUGCUUACUGAAGCUAGUAUGAAUUUGGAGCUGAAGAAUGCAGAGCUAACAAAGUGUCAGGAGAAGCUCACCCAAGAGAAGCUAGAAUUGAAGUUUCAGGUUGCUGAUCUGCUUAAGGGAAAUGAAAAGCAUAUUGAAGAGAAGUGGCAGUUAGAGUUUCAGAAUGAAAAGUUGAAGGAGAAGUUCAGGGGGAUUCAGGCUAUCUUGGAGAAGUGA